GUGGAGGUUGUGGAACGGGGAACGGGGAACGGCUGCAUGAUGUUGACAGCCCAGAUCUUGAAGUAAUGCAUUAGUUGAAGUUGUUUAUUUAGCGGUAUUAUUUGGUCGCAAUCUUGAGAAAACAACGCUCAAUAUUAUUUCCCCAACAAGCAACUUACUUCAAAUCUUUUCGAAAUGGUCCACCAUCUAAUAAAACGAGUGUUUCAUUGGGGGCCUCUGGCCGCACUAUGCAUCAUCAAAUGCAUUACAUUUAUGACAAUGCACUGCUGUAGUAUGUGGUGGCCUGCUUCCCAGUCCUGGGGUGGAACUGUCAAUAGUGGAGUAUUUCUGAGCUGCAGCCUUCUCACCAUUUAUAAUUUCCUCAGUGCCAUGAUGGAAGGGCCAGGCUUCCUCCCCUACAAGUGGCGGCCCAAAGUUGAAGAUGAUGAGCAGUUUUUACAAUACUGUGAAUCAUGUCAGGGUUUCAAGGCUCCCAGAGCGCAUCACUGUAGAAAGUGUAGGCGUUGUGUAGCUAAAAUGGACCACCAUUGUCCGUGGAUCAAUUGCUGUGUGGGUCAUGUAAAUCAUGGCCAUUUUACAGCAUUUCUAUUUUGGGCAGUUGUUGGAUGUUUCCAGUCAACCAUAAUUUUAAGUUGUUCAUUGUAUCGUGGCAUUAAUCGAGUCUGGUAUAUGUACUACGGCACAGGUAAAGAGCCUCGAGUUUAUCUUAGUGCUAAUACUUUAUUUUUUUGUAUUUUUGCCCUAGGGCUCUCUGUGGGAGUUGUUUUAGCUGUUGGAAUGCUACUCUAUUUUCAAGUUCGGGCUAUUCUUCGAAAUCAGACAGGUGUCGAGGAUUGGAUUGUAGAGAAAGCUCAUUACCGUCGUCUGGAUUCCCAGGACAAGUUUGUGUUUCCUUAUGAUUUGGGAUGGAAGAAAAACUGGAGUCAAGUAAUAAAUUGGUCUUUUGAGCCAGUUGGUGAUGGUAUAAUAUGGCAUGUUCGAGAUGGAUGUGAUCAAUUUACCCUCACUAAAGAGCAGCAGGCCCAGAAAAGGGAGAAAAGAGACCGCACAAGGCUGUACACAGUCAUUCAUCGGUAUUCUGGUUGGCAUCUUCCUUUUGUUAAUGGGUGGGGAGCUUUAUGCCAUGUACCAUGUACAGACGAAGUGCGUAUCAAAUUGAAUGUUGGUGAUAAUGUAAUGGUUACUAGAUGGAGAAAGUAUUGGCUUUUUGGUGAGAAGCACGGCUCAGAAAAGAAACUCAGAGGCUGGUUCCCAAGGUCUUGUGUGAUAGAGGUUGAUGGUAGUGAAGACUGGAAAUCCAAGCAAAGUUAAUCAAUAGUUUAGACAACUAUUUUUUUCUUUCACUGAUAGCCUAGUGAACAAUGAUUGUAAUCUGUGAUCAACUGAUACUCUUGUUUGUUUGCCUUCCUACACAAGGUAUGGAAUGGGAAAAUAUUAAUAGGGUAAUAAAUACAUUCAGAAAACAACAUUAAAAUUUGACCUGCAUUGUUUUGACAUUUAGGGGUACUGCUUUUAAAUGUGUUCCUUUCAGUUAAAAGGUAAAAAAUAAUAUUCUCUAGUGUUGAAGUAAGACAUGGUAAAAAUAUAUUCUGUAUUAAAGUACUUACCCGAAGAAAAAGAAAAUGGAUUUCUAGAAAUCUGACAAGAAAUCGGCGUGAGUUAUCGUGUUCUUCCGUUUCAUUCUUUCAUGUUCUGGCCUUGUUUAUUUAUUUCUAGUCAAAAAAUAAUAAUUUAAAAAGUACAUCUGCUGAGUGAAGCACGUUACUCUAUUGUGAGGUGUAUUUUCUAACAGAUCUCUUAAGUUGCAUUUAAUUGGUUUUAUUGCCUUAACUCAGCUUGUUCUAGUGUGUUUUGGAAUCAUUUAAAAUAAUUAUAAGCCCACUCGCUUUGUAAGUGAAGUGAAAUUGUUAGGAGUCAAUUUUCUGUACAUUUAUCUUUUUAUUUUGAAGCCAGGAUAAUUUUGUUUUAUAGAAUUUUGCCUUCAUGGGAAGUUGUCAAUUAGAUUCUAAAAUCCAUGAGCUAUAUUAUAUUGUCUUAAAGCAUCA
Messenger RNA from Frankliniella occidentalis (western flower thrips), 2045 nucleotides. Its product is annotated as palmitoyltransferase ZDHHC6-like. Gene Ontology annotation, cellular component: Golgi apparatus. Bases 175 to 1311 code for a protein of 378 amino acids. Gene Ontology annotation, molecular function: protein binding; palmitoyltransferase activity. Gene Ontology annotation, biological process: protein palmitoylation. NCBI's taxonomy places the organism in Eukaryota, Metazoa, Arthropoda, Insecta, Thysanoptera, Thripidae. The transcript is spliced from 2 exons. The record is from RefSeq and is a predicted model, not a curated record.